Messenger RNA from Xenopus laevis (African clawed frog), 6766 nucleotides. RefSeq names its product collagen type XVIII alpha 1 S homeolog (gene col18a1.S). Bases 356 to 5164 code for a protein of 1602 amino acids. Gene Ontology annotation, cellular component: collagen type XVIII trimer; extracellular matrix; elastic fiber. The transcript has 42 exons. Gene Ontology annotation, biological process: anatomical structure morphogenesis; animal gross anatomical part developmental process; regulation of cell population proliferation. NCBI's taxonomy places the organism in Eukaryota, Metazoa, Chordata, Amphibia, Anura, Pipidae. The record is from RefSeq and is a predicted model, not a curated record.
AAAAGGUACAUUCUGCUUGCAGUCUAGCUGCAGUGUCAUUUAGUUUGCGCACACCUACAUCAGAGAUUAGUUUGGGUAGAAACCCUUUUUCUUUUUGUCCCGUACCAAACUCUAAUCUCUCGGAGCCUCAAUUUGUGCCUUUUGAUGUGAGGUCAUUUAGGGAAGAGCCAGGCAGUUUUUUCAACUUUCCAACUCAGUGUGGGGCCGGCUCCUGAUAAUGAGGGUUGGAUUGGUAUUUCUCUGGCCACACCUCCAUUCAGCUUCUCGUUUGAAGGGUAAUGUGUAGAUUUCAAGCUGUAGAGGACAAGUCAAUGUGAUCAGGCAGCCCUUGCACAUCUGUAGGGAUACUGAGCUCAUGGCUUUAACACGGCUUAGCCUUGGGAUCACAGUGCUCGUGCUCAUUUUACCUGCUCUGUCCAAUGGCCAGUUCUGGACAGACUGGUUGUGGACAGGGAACAAAGGGACUACAGUGAGCCCGACAACGAAACCUGUGAUUCCAGCAACUACUUCAGUGCAAAGUACUGUGCAGCAUCACUCACCUGAUGCAUCACCAACUACAUUGCACCGUACACCGGAGGCACUCCUCUUAGCCCUGCAUACAUCAGCACCUGUAGUCCAGCACCCAACUGAAGAAGAUAACCUGCCAGAUGCAACAUCCGCUCACUUAGAGCCAGCUUCUCUGUCAUCAUCAGAGAAACUCACACCUUCAGCAACACCUUACACAGAACCUUCACCCACAGCAUCCUCCUCAGCCGUACCCAAGCCCAGCACAGUGAUUCUAACCACUGAGGGCAAGAAUGACAGCACAGAGACAGCAGGAAUGACCAGACCCCUCCAAAUGACAGAGUCCCCCACUACUGUCAGGAGGCAGGAGGAAAAGCAAAUAUGGAACAUCUUUAGCGUGCAGAAAGGAAAGGAAAACGUGGUGUCUGGGACUUUGGCCACAACUCCUGUAGUGAUAGAUGGAACCAGUGGACCCACCAUGUCAGAGGCUCCAAACCCUCUCAAGCUGGAAAGUGAACACAACAUUUCUGGUGUAGGGGCCGAGAUCUUAAAUGUAGCAGAAGGAAUUAAGAACUUUGUGCAUGGCUGGGAAGAUAAAGUUACCAACACCACAAAGCAAAUUAUUACCCCUGACACGGAGAUGGUGACUGUCACGACAGUCAGAAGCCUUAACAUUAAUGACACUGGUACCUUAAAUCACAACGAUGCAGAACAGAGAGAGAAUACUACUGAAAACCAUACAGAGCGUCCAGUGUCUGAGCCACAUAAACUGAUCUCAUCCCACAACAAGACACUUCUACCAGACAACUUCGGCCUGGAAGUUGGCCUCUUGCAGUUGAUUGGAGAACCUGUACCUAGUCAGAUCACCAAAGUGCUUGGGCCCGACAAGACUCCUGCCUAUGUAUUUGAUAAAGAAGCCAAUACAGGUCAGGUGGCCCAAUACCAUCUGCCCAAUCCCAUGUAUAGGGAUUUCUCUCUUCUCUUCCAUGUCCAGCCAACAACUAACAAGGCCGGCAUCCUGUUUGCCAUCACUGAUGCCUCUCAGUCCAUUGUGUAUAUCGGGGUGAAGCUUUCUGAAGCCAAGGAUGGGAAACAAGACAUCAUCUUCUACUACACAGAGCCUGGCUCACGGGAUUCCUACAUAGCUGCUACCUUCAAUGUCCCAUCACUGGUGAAUCGAUGGUCUCGCUUUUCAAUCAGUGUGGAGGAUGAAGAAGUUGUACUGUUCAUGAAUUGUGAUGAAAUGGAAAGGGUGCGCUUCGAGAGAUCUCCUGAUGAGAUGGAACUAGAAGAUGGCUCUGGGCUCUUUGUUGCUCAGGCAGGUGGUGCUGAUCCAGAUCGAUAUCAGGGUGUCAUAGCAGAUCUAAAGAUUGUAGCUGAUCCAAGAGCAGCAGAACAACAGUGUGAAGAUGAUGGCGAUGACUCUGAUGGGAUCUCUGGAGAUUUUGGCAGUGGUAUUGCAGAUAAUGAUUUGGUGACGGCUUCUCCUCCUGUGGUCAUCAAAGUGCAGCCUCCUAUAAAUGUCCCUCCCAUACAAAAGAACCCUGUGGAGAAAGAGAUUGUUCAGACUGGUCAAGGUCAGCAAGGGAUUAAAGGAGAGAAGGGUGAUCGUGGAGAGAAGGGUGAGAGGGGACUGACUGGUCCUAAGGGAGACAGUGCAAGUGUGAGCCUUGCUUCUGAUUCCAAAGCAGAAAAGGGCCAGAAAGGAGAGGUCGGAUUCAAGGGAAGUGCAGGCUUUGGUUAUCCUGGGCCUAAAGGGCAGAAAGGAGAUCCUGGAAUCAUGGGACCAAGAGGACAUCCAGGCCCCCCUGGACCAUCUGUUUUACAAAAAAGUGAUGGAACUACAGUACAGCAGGUCACAGGACCUCCAGGUCCUCAAGGCCCAGCAGGACCGCCAGGAAAUGACGGGGAACCAGGUGAUCCAGGUGAAGAUGGAAAAACCGGUGAAGUUGGUCCACAAGGAUUUCCAGGGACCCCCGGUGAUAUUGGGCAGAAAGGAGAAAAGGGUGAUUCUGGUGUUGGUAUGCGAGGUCCUUCUGGGCCACCAGGUCCACCAGGCCCCCCUGGACCUUCUAGAAUGGACAAGCUGACAUUCAUUGACAUGGAAGGUUCUGGAUAUGGUGGAGAUUUGGAAAAUGUCAGGGGACCCUCUGGUUUACCUGGGCCCCCAGGUCCUCCAGGUGUACCUGGUUUACCUGGAGUACCUGGAACUUUUGGAAUGAACAAUACAGGAUUACCAGGUCCACCUGGGUUGCCAGGUCUUCCAGGAAAGGAAGGAUUUCCAGGUCCUCCUGGCCCUUCAGGACCCCCUGGAAAAGAUGGAUUAACUGGUGCAGCUGGUGUUGCUGGAAUACGGGGUGAAGAUGGAGAGAUUGGUCUUCCAGGGGCCCCUGGAGUAAAGGGUAGCCCUGGUGAGCCAGGACAACCUGGAGCCGUUGGACAACCUGGUUUAGCUGGACUUCCUGGACCAAUGGGACCUCGUGGGCUACCAGGUCCUCCAGGACUACCUGGGCCUGUGGGGCGUGGCUCUGCAAUUGGCUUUGAUGACAUGGAAGCAUCAGGGCUUGGGUUUGGCCCAAGAGAAGGGACACAGGGGCUUUCUGGACUUCCCGGGGCAAAGGGAGAGCAAGGAAAUCCAGGGAUGCCAGGAUUACCAGGAGUGAAGGGAGAAAGUGGUUCUCCAGGCCCUGAAGGAAGGCAAGGGUUGGAUGGCUUCCCAGGUCUAGAGGGAUUAAAAGGUGAAAAAGGUGAACAUGGUGAGCGGGGAGAACCUGGUCGUGAUGGUGUUGGUAUUCCAGGUCCACCUGGACCUCCUGGACAGGUUCUUUAUUUACCAUCAGAUGACAAGAGUGCUGUUGGUGCCAUUUCAGGACCAGAGGGCAGGCAAGGUGUAGCUGGACUUCCGGGCCCAAGGGGACCCAAAGGAGAUCAGGGCUUGGAUGGUUUCCCAGGAACUUCUGGAGCAAAGGGAGAAAGGGGAGAACCUGGACUUAUUAUGAGACCCGAUGGCACCAUUUAUACUGACCUAUCAAAAGCAGAGAAGGGCGAGCAAGGGCCAACAGGACCAGCAGGCUCUGUGGGACCAUCUGGACAAAAGGGAGAAAUCGGGUUUCCAGGACGCCCUGGUCGUCCUGGUAUGAAUGGACUGAAAGGGGAGAAAGGAGAUCCUGCAAGUGGUGGCUUUGGCCUUAAUGGGCCUCCUGGACCUCCUGGCCCUCCCGGUCCUCCUGGCAGUGUGGUGUAUGGAGAUCCGAAUAUCCCAAGAGCAUAUCCAGGCCAAAAAGGGGAGAGAGGAUUUCCUGGACCCAAAGGUGAUGUUGGUCCUGCUGGCCCACCAGGUUCAUUCCCCUAUGAUUUAAGUACCUUUGCCUCAAUCUUAACGAGAGAAGCUGGACUCAAAGGAGAGAAGGGUGAACCUGGGGGUGGUGACAAUGGACAGGGGAUCCCAGGGCCAUCUGGAAACCCUGGAUAUCCAGGACUACCGGGAGCUAAAGGAGAAAGUGUCCAAGGUCCUCCCGGCCCAGCUGGCCCACCAGGACAUCCUGGAACUGGUUAUGAAGGACGGCAAGGUCCACCAGGGCCCCCAGGUCCACCAGGCUUACCAGGCUCCUCCUCCUCAUACCCUGGCCCUCACAGGCAAACCAUCAGUAUACCUGGACCUCCUGGCCCACCAGGCCCACCAGGUCUUCCAGGAACAUCAGGAGGAUUGUCCGGGGCUACUGUGCUGCAGACCUAUCAGACUAUGAUCAACUUAGCCCACAGACUGCAGGAAGGGACAAUUGUGCUGGUCCAGGAGAGGGCGGAGCUGUAUGUGCGUGUGAGAGAAGGCUUCCGGAAAAUUCUUCUUGGUGAAUAUUCAGCACUCUCUGGCCCGGGACAGGAUAAUGAAGUUGCUGCGGAACAAGCCCCUGUAGUUCCAUAUCCACACCGUAACAAAGAUUCAGAUUACCUUCAGUCUACAGAGGAGAACAGCAACAAUGCAAAUGUUCCUUCAGGUGCCCGACCCUGGAGUGAUCCACGACUCCCAGAGCCACCAAGAGUAGAUCCACCACCUCCAGACCAUCACCACCAUGGAAACCCUCAUCCACUGGAACCAUCACCUGUGCACACUCACCAACAGUUUAAUCCUGCGCUUCACUUGGUGGCUCUGAACGCUCCUCUGAGUGGCAGUAUGAAAUCCAUCCGAGGAGUGGACUUCCAGUGCUUCGAGCAGGCCCGCAAGUCUGGACUACAUGGCACAUUUAGAGCAUUCUUGUCCUCCCGACUUCAGGAUCUGUACAGCAUUGUACGCAGAGCUGAUCGGCAAUCUGUGCAAAUUGUUAAUCUCAGGGAUGAAGUGUUGUAUGACAACUGGGAGUCACUGUUUUCUGGUUCGGAAGCUCAGAUGAGGCCUGGUGCACGUAUCUUCUCUUUUGAUGGAAAAGAUGUUGCAACGGACCCUACAUGGCCACAGAAGAUGGUUUGGCAUGGGUCAGACGCUAAAGGGCGGCGACUUACUGAAAGCUAUUGCGAGACCUGGCGCACAGAUGAAAGUGCAGUGACUGGUCAGGCUUCAUCGCUGACAAGUGGGAAACUCUUAGAACAGCGCCCACAGAGCUGCAACAAGAACUUCAUUGUUUUGUGUAUAGAGAACAGCUUCAUGACUAAUAACCGGAAGUAGAUGCACACAAUGAAGCUAGGGGGUGCUAAUCUUAACAGAGGCUGCACAUGGACUGUCCAGGAUUUGUUUUUCUUUUGUCCAGAGACCAAAGAGUGUCUGAAGCUGCUCUCCCAUGAGCCGUUAUGUGCAGUUUUACUGUCCCAGCCUUCAUGGAGCAACAUUGCUUGGAAACACUGUGUGAGCUAUUCCCUGCCUCCGCUUGAAAACCCUGUGGCAGCUCUAGUGUUACAUUCUCCAAACUCAGACAAUGAUCCUUUCCCUGGAAUGUGGAACUUCCAGAACCCAUUCUUCACAAAAGCCUUUUGAGGCCGACAGGGUGGAUGCAGAGCUCAUGGGUGCUCAUCACCACUCACUCGGCGGCCAAAAAUAGGAAUAGUCUGUAUGUAUUCUGUAAUAUUUAACCACUAUUAGUUACACAGACCCACACAUAUUACUACAUGUAUUUCUUUUGUCUGUUUCCUUAUACACUGAAAAAACACCUGGUGGCAAAUGCUUAAUAGAACGUAGUUUGUGUUUAUGAACAGGAAAAUAAUUGAAUUUACCCAUAAAAGGUUUAAAAACCUCUUUCUACCACUGACUCCUUGCAGCAACUUGGCAUAAUGUUUAGGCACUCCUAUAUUCCUUUGUAUAUACCUGUUACAGAGUGCACUCAGGCCUAAUGUGGGUUUGCUUAGCUACGUGGGGGAUUCCAGUAGGGAUGGUCUAUGGGCUGUUUCUGUACAGAUUCUUCAUGAUAAAAUACAGUUCAUAACCAGAAGCCCCACCUUACUACACUGAGACAACCUAGGCCUAACUGACAUACAAGGAAUCCUUCGUUUAUAAACAUUGGCCACGGCUGUUAAAAGUUGAUUUGUACAGUUAGUUUCAGAUUUUAGUGAAAAUAUAAAAAAUAUGUACAUUUUCCAGUAGUUAGAAUUCUUUUGGGGAUUGUAGUGGUGAUUUAUAAAAUGACCAACCUUUAUUUGCACAGUGACAACCCCAACUGCAGCAAAUGCACAAAUUAAAUGCGGCUUUUAUCCUAAAUUGGUCCAGCAAUUUUCAUGGAAGAACUAAUUGGCCCCACUGGCACUUGGGGGGGGGGUUAAUGUAAUAAGUGAUACUAGUUAGCUCCAUAGCCGCCAGUCAGCAGAUGGCAUUAAGCUUCCUGCUGUAUGAGAAGCAACAUCCAGGUGCUGUUUUACUCUAUGUAUUUGUCUGUGGCCUGUAGUAUUUGCAGUACAGGACUUCUUUCCCUCAACUCUCAGGAUCAUGGUGCCAUAUAUCUCCUGUAUGAAAGCUUUCCAUGAACCUUGAGCUGAGGAACAGAGAGCUGGGGUGUAGGCUACAGUCUUGAGGUUGGUAGACUUGCCUUGUCCGUAAUGAUGUCAGCAAAUGAGAGCCUGGCACACAGGUUUAUAGUAAUAAAUUGCCGUCAGUGAGGGAUAAAACUCCUUUCUACUUCUAAAGGUGCUAAAAAAAAAAUCUUUAUUUUUUUAAAUGCUUUUAGAUUAUUUUUAAACCAGGAAACAGAUGAAGUUUAUUUUACUGUAAUCUUUGUAUUUUUGAAACAAAUCAAACCUGUGGAUAUUUUACAUUCAUUGCUAUAAAUACUUCUAGGACAAA